This is a messenger RNA of Medioppia subpectinata, 2036 nucleotides long. The record is from the annotation of a GenBank genome assembly. NCBI's taxonomy places the organism in Eukaryota, Metazoa, Arthropoda, Arachnida, Sarcoptiformes, Oppiidae.
AGUACAUUUGUUUGUGAUCUGUUGUCGUGUUUUAUAGCCUACGCUUAUAAAAAGUAACCAAAUUUAAUUAAAUUGAACACUCGGUUUACUCUAUUAGGAUCUAACGGUAUACCGGGUUCGGUGGAAAGGGUACGGACCCCAGAGUGACACGUGGGAACCGGAGGACAAUUUGCGUACCAUAUGGAAAAUGGUCGAAAAGUAUAAAGCUAAAUUGACGCAUAACAACACUAAUCAUAUUAGCACCCGAACCACUUCGUCAUCCCUGCUAUCGGCACCCGUAUCGACAAAUACCCGACGCAGGGGUCGACCGGCAGCCGCUAAUCCAACCCACGCUAACAACACAAGUAAUACUAUCACUACCGCCGGCGCUACUAUCGGACCAAAGCCUAUCAGCUCUCAUAUGAACGGAAAACUGGUCAACGGUGGCGGAGGGGGUCCGGGUGUUGAGGCGGUCCCCGACCGACGGACCACUCUAUUAAGUAGCCGCCGAGGAGUCAAUAAAGCGAGUCUCAAACUUCAUAUAAAUAGUAAUCAUAAGAAUAUCAAUAAUAAUAAUAACAAUAAUAAUAAUCACAAAAUGAACGCCAAAAAUAUUAACAACAAUAAUAAUGUGGUUAAACACGCGGUGAAGACAAGUGAGCGCCGGCUAGUGAUCCGGAAGAGCCAUAAGAAGCGUUUGAGGUAUUGUUUCACAACCGAGAAGAGCAAAAACACGUUCUGGAAAGACCUGGAAGAGGGCCGCAUCGAUGUGUUCAAAGAGGACCUGUACUCGCGGGUCAAGUCGCGGGCCUCGUCGCGGGGCAACUCCGGCGAGAACUCGCCCAAACAGCCGACGCCCACCGACGCGGGAUCGCCGCACACCGGCGAUAGUGUCGCUAAUUGUAAUGAUAAUACAAACCACACAAACGACGAGAAUUGUUACGCCGAGAACGGCACCGGUAGUGCCGGUGGUGCUACUGAUCCCAUGGUUGCGGCCGAUAAUGACGAUAGCGAUAAGUAUACGCUGAACGCCGACCUGCGGGUAAAGUUGUGCAAAACGGAAGCACUGAUGGCUGCGAUUACGGCCGGCGACCGAGAGUUGGCCCGCAUAUUGUUGGCUAACGGGUCGGACGCGAACGCCACGGAAGGCCAGCGGAACGGUUCCACACCUUUGAUGGUGUGUUGCGAACGCAAUAACAUAGAUAUGACCGCAUUCUUGCUCUCUGUCGGCGCUCUCAAAGACGUCCACAACCGGAACGGAGACACGGCUUUGAUUAUUGCCAGUCGUUUGGGUCACGACGAGAUCGUUAAAUUGUUGCUGAAUUAUGGCUCAAACUUCGCCCAAACUAACAGAAAGGGCACAAACGCCUUGCGAUGCGCCCGACUGAGUGGCCACGAGUCCACUCAACGCACACUUAUUGAUCACAUAUCCAGGUUGGCCCUAUCGCUAGAGGAUCAGGUGAUGGACACGCUGUGCAAUACGGCCCGUAUAGUUAACGCCUUGUUUCCCAUACAAUGCUAUUCUAUGAAUGAAUGUCAAGAAUUCAAAUUAUCGUUUGAGUUUGAUUUAGACAGACGUGUGCAGCACAACGAGCCGGGUGUGGGUUAUAUCCUAUUCGUGGCCAACACUAGUAUUUCGCAAAAUGGCAUUAAAUGUCAAUUUUCGGGACCGGAUGUCAUACAAGAGGUUCAUCUCAACAAAACAGUACAAAAACCUUUAACUGAGGGAGCACAAUAUGUCUUCUCAUUCUUACCGCUGGUUCGCGGGACCAAUGAAUUGGUGAUAAAGACAACCCAUAGUCGACCCGUAGGAGAGGUGGCGGAGGACGUGGACGCACGGCAUGAGCGGCACCGGGAGGCCAAUAGUCAUAUAAAGUUAAUGGUCUGCGCCUAUGAAAUACAAUUGAUUGCCAAUAACACCCAUAAUGAUGGCGCCGGUAGUGAUGGCUGUAAUCAUAAUAAAACUAAUUGUGAAUCAAAUUAAUGUUAACUUAUAUUUAGGCCAUUUAUACAAAUAUCUAUAAUAACUUUAUUAUUUAUAUAUUUUUUUAACAGUG